Molecule: messenger RNA, 933 nt
Organism: Fusarium sp. VM40
Lineage: Eukaryota; Fungi; Ascomycota; Sordariomycetes; Hypocreales; Nectriaceae
Source: the annotation of a GenBank genome assembly
AUGGCCCAGCCAAGUGCAGAGCCAGUCGAGGAAUACGACUAUGAAUCUCUCCCACCCAAUUUCUCCCUGCUGCAGAAUAUGGCAGCAGGCGCCUUCGCCGGUAUAGCAGAGCACACUGUCAUGUAUCCCAUUGAUGCAAUCAAGACGCGAAUGCAAAUCCUUAAUCCUAGCACCACGCCGGCCUACUCGGGCGUCAUCCGUAAUACUGUCCAGAUUGCUCGAACUGAGGGCUUCUUCAGCUUAUGGCGCGGCAUGUCCAGUGUUAUAGUUGGCGCAGGACCUGCACACGCCGUUUAUUUCGCAACAUAUGAAGCAGUCAAGCAUGCUAUGGGCGGCAACCAGGCAGGCGUCCAUCACCCUCUUGCCGCUGCUACCAGUGGUGCUGCCGCUACCAUUGCCAGCGAUGCUUUCAUGAAUCCUUUCGAUGUCAUCAAGCAGCGCAUGCAGAUCCAACAUUCGAGCAAAAUGUACCGAUCCAUGCUGGACUGCGCUAAGUAUGUCUACAAGUCGGAGGGCUUGAGCGCCUUCUACAUUUCUUACCCAACAACUUUGUCCAUGACAGUACCAUUCACGGCCCUCCAAUUCCUCGCCUACGAGUCCAUCUCUACCACCAUGAAUCCCGCAAAGAACUACGACCCCAUGACCCAUUGUCUAGCCGGCGCUGUUGCUGGUGGAUUUGCAGCUGGUCUCACAACUCCUAUGGAUGUCAUCAAGACCAUGCUUCAAACACGUGGCACAUCAAUUGAUCCCGAAGUGAGAAACGUUAACAGUUUCGUUGGAGGCUGUCGGUUGCUAUACCAAAGAGCGGGUGUUAAAGGUUUCUUCAAGGGUGUGCGACCUCGUAUUGUUACUACAAUGCCCAGCACGGCCAUUUGCUGGUCAGCAUAUGAGUUUUCAAAGUCCUAUUUCAUUAAGCGUAACGACGCUGCCUGA